UGGGCCCCAAGUCUGCUAUUUUUUAUAAAUUCGUCAUUCCAACACGAUCCCAUUGUCAUUUUGAUAAAAGUUUGUAAUCUGCUAAAUUCAUAAUGGUCGAUCAGUGGUCGGUCAGUGGUCUCGUAAUGGAAUCGUGGCAGAAUGACAUUGUCGUAUUGCCAUUAUUAUAAAACCCGGUAGUAGAAAUGAUUUUCGAAAAACUACUACUAAAUUUUAACAUUUACUCAUGCCAGAUUUCAUUUUUAAACAUUUUUACAUAUUAUUUAAUAAUGUUAUAAGCAAUCUGAAGUAGUAAGAAGUUCGUAAAUAGCAAAAACAUUAAAAUGUGUAACGCGGAUAAAAGUGAAACUCAAUAAUGUUUUAUCUGUUUAGCUGUCAAAGUCAAAUGUGACAUUACUACUUGUUUACAAUUCUAGCGGCCGGUGUUUAGCUAUUUAUUUUCAUUGUGUUUUAUUUAUUUAUAAUAUUGAAAAAUGGUGCUAAUAGAGCAAAUUUCGGCUCUAAUUGAUUUUUUGGAAAACCACCAAGACCUGGCGCUUGGCUACUGCAGCCGCACCAAUGAAGGGCGAAGUUUAAGCAAAAGAUAUUGGAUGGAAUGCGCCCAAAUUUUAAAUUCCAUAUCGGUGGACUGCCCCAAUAAAACUCCCGCAGAAUGGCGCACAUUCUACAAUGAAUACAAAAGCAAAACCUUAAAGAAAAUUAAAUCACAGAAGAGUGAAAUAAGUGCAACAGGUGGUGGUCCUGCAAAAAAAAUAUCAUUAACCCCACUCCAAGAGCGCUUAUACUCAAUAUUAGGGCGAGAUGUAGGAGAGCCACUUCCAGGUGUCCGACACAACCCACUCACUCCUUCUAUCACGCUUCCUGUGGUGCCUGCUAGUCCUACUACUAGUACUAAUUUUCAAUUUGAGAACAAUUCUUUCUCAAUAUUAGACAAUUACGAAGUGCCUGUGACAAUUGUCACAGAUGAGCUUGGGGAAAAUGUAGAAAUAAGCAUGGAACAGGAAAAUUUGGGUGAGCCAUCUACCACCGACCAGCCUUUGGGUCAGCCAUCUACCACCGACCAGCCUUUGGGUCAGCCAUCUACCACCGACCAGCCUUUGGGUCAGCCAUCUACCACCGACCGGCCUCCAAAGCGACGCCAUCGCCCUGCACGGCGUUAUGCAGCGGAAGAUAGAGAUAGAGACCAUACAGCUCUCGAAGCUGCUCAAUCAAGGCUGGAGGCUAUUGAAGCCAGGAACGCCGAGGCUACUUUAAAACAGGCUCAGGCAACCAACAACUUAGCUGCAGCCAUUGAACGACUGAGCUCCACCACAGAAAAGAUGGUGGACCUUAUAGGCCAACUUGUGACAUCUGUGCCAAAAAAGAAACUCCGCAAAAUCCUGAUAUCAUCAGAUUCUGAAUCUGACUAAAGCAGAAUGAAGUAUGCAAGAGUCUGUCAACAAGAGCCUGCUGCAGUGCCCGACCUUCAAGAAGAUCCCGGUUCACCCUUCGAUGGUCUUGAUAAUUAGGUGCUGCAUAAUUAUUUUCCUCCUAAAUUAAAAGACUGAU
This is a messenger RNA of Colias croceus (clouded yellow), 1548 nucleotides long. RefSeq lists its product as uncharacterized. Bases 474 to 1409 code for a protein of 311 amino acids. Lineage: Eukaryota; Metazoa; Arthropoda; Insecta; Lepidoptera; Pieridae. The transcript is spliced from 9 exons. The record is from RefSeq and is a predicted model, not a curated record.